This is a messenger RNA of Kwoniella botswanensis, 753 nucleotides long. RefSeq lists its product as uncharacterized. NCBI's taxonomy places the organism in Eukaryota, Fungi, Basidiomycota, Tremellomycetes, Tremellales, Cryptococcaceae. The record is from RefSeq and is a predicted model, not a curated record. The transcript has 8 exons. Gene Ontology annotation, molecular function: transcription coactivator activity. Gene Ontology annotation, cellular component: nucleus. Bases 1 to 753 code for a protein of 250 amino acids. Gene Ontology annotation, biological process: transcription by RNA polymerase II.
AUGGCACCAAAAGGAGGAAACGCAAAGAAAGAGUCCGGACGAGCCAAGAAGGCGGAGAACGAGGAGAAGAAAGGGAAAGCUGCUGCAGCUGCUAAAGAAGCCAAGGAAGCUGAGGAUUGGAAGUCAGGAGCUAAGAAUAAUUCGAAAGCUGAUGCUGCAGCUAACAAAGCUGCCGAGGCUGCCCGUAAGAAAGCAGAGAAAGAUGCUCUCCUGGCCGCCGAAGAAGCUUCCCUCCCCACCAAAGCCAAAUCGGCCCCCAAGGCUUCAGGCUCCAAGGCCAAGAAGAAUAACGAUGUACUAGUCAAGACUGGAAGUGGAGUAGCAGGAUAUGGCCUGAAUGAUCCAAUGGGUCAUCGAAGGGCCAAGAAUGAAUUUGGCGAAUUGGAAGAAGUACCUGAACUCAGUGCGCAGGGAUUGGAGGAGAUGUUGGAAGCUAUGGAGCUGGUCAAUCAGAAGACUGAUAAAGCUGCUUUGGGAUCUAAGGCCGCUAUCUCGAUUGAUGCUCAUCCAGAGAGACGUUUCAAAGCUGCUUUCGAAGCAUACUACGAACGUGAAUUACCGAUACUGAAAGAGGAGCACAAAGGAUUACGUCUGAAUCAAAUGCGUGAUAUCCUAUUCAAACAAUUCCAAAAAUCACCUGAAAAUCCUUUCAACCAAGCUAAGAUAGCUUACAACGCCACUAAAGAUGAAAAAGUCGAAGCUUUACAGAAUAUCAUCAAGACCAAAGAAAACAAAUAUACUGUUCAGCAUUAG